AUGGCUGUAUUGUCGCCCUUGACCACCGAUCCAGACGAUCUCGAGAUCAAGACUAAGUUGCCANAUGCACUCCGCUUCUGGCGCGGCCGCCACUAUGCUCGCGCCAGAAACAUGGAACUUGAUUUGCCGAUCCCGCCCUCGCCGACGGACACGAGCAAGCCUGAUUGGACGAUGGUAAGGAAAGCUUGGUGGAGUGUCAUCGACUUGGUAUACCGCUCGGCAAACUCACCCAUGCGUUUGGCAAUGGAUAUGAGGAUCACAGGUGACAGUGACAUAAUCAUGGCUCCCCAACGUGGGAAUAGUCAUGGCACCGUAGCUCUCGAGAUCGGCUCGGUCACUGACACUGUUACCGAAGAAGAGUGGCAGACUUUCUGUCAAGGCCUGGUAGAUGCAUUGACUGCACUGGCUCCUGAAGGUAGGCUCCGACCACAUUGGGGAAAAGAGUGGGUGAAAAUGCGUUUCGGUGGUCUUCCAGCUCGUGAGUAUGUUCGGACAGUAGCAUAUAAAACCGAGAUUACCGAGUGUUUGGCCACAUUGGAGAUGAUCGGCAAACGACAAGGAUGGACUUUGAAGGACUUGCACAAGAGGUUCUCUAACAAGUUGUUGGAUGACAUUUUCUUCUGCGAGACUCUGACUCAAGCUUGA
Messenger RNA from Aureobasidium vineae, 645 nucleotides. The record is from the annotation of a GenBank genome assembly. NCBI's taxonomy places the organism in Eukaryota, Fungi, Ascomycota, Dothideomycetes, Dothideales, Saccotheciaceae.